This is a messenger RNA of Saprolegnia parasitica CBS 223.65, 329 nucleotides long. RefSeq lists its product as hypothetical. The transcript has a single exon. Lineage: Eukaryota; Oomycota; Saprolegniomycetes; Saprolegniales; Saprolegniaceae. Bases 30 to 242 code for a protein of 70 amino acids. The record is from RefSeq and is a predicted model, not a curated record.
CGUAUCCGGAGUGCGCCAUCUCAAAAGCGAUGGAGUCGGCCGCGUACAGCGAGGUCUACCGCCUCAAGUCCAACCACUCGGAGCUGCAGAUGCACAAGCGGACGCUGGAGCGCCAGCUCGAGAUCAAGAAGGACCAGCUCAAGGAGCUUCAGCGGGCGAUUGCGGCGUGCGAGGCUGCCACGGACGACGCGUCGCCGCGCAAGCGCAGCAGCGCCAAGCAGCGCCUCGUCAUGACCACAUAGCACAUCCACACGACACAAAGCUAUGUAUAUAAGGUUGAACAUGGACGGCGAGGUCGCUUCGAUCGCGACGACGCUCUGUGGUGCCAG